GUAACCUUCCCCAAUACAAGUCUCCGCUUUCUAUUCAAGUCAUCUACUCGGCGCCAGCGUCGCCUCAUUAGACAUCAGGAGGCAGAGUGUAGGUCAUAGAGCCUCUUCCUCCGCUCGCCCCGCAGCCUGCACGCGAUGGAGAAGAAGGAGAGUCGCGCCGACUGGGUGGCCGUGGAGGCGCAGUUCCAGAGCGGCGAGGCCAACCAGCCCGCGAAGGCCAAGACGGCGUACCAGUUCUUCCAAAAGCGGGUCGUGGAUGACGUCAAACGCGACGUGGCGGCCAAGGCGGCCGAGCUCAACGAGCCUGUGGAGCUGGGAAGUAUCUCCAAGGAGAUAAGCGCGCGCUGGGCGCAGCUUUCGGCUGGAGACCGCGAGGAGUUCGUGGAGCUCGCGGCUCAGGAUAAGAAGCGUUACGACGAAGAAUGCCGUGCGCGCGACGAGGAGGUGGAGCGUGAACGUGCACGCAAACGAGAGGAGAUGUAUGGCGCUGUGGAGGGCAAGCGUGAGCGCAAGAAGACUCAAGUGGUGAUCGAGGAGACUCGCCCCAAACGUCAGCCAAGAGAACUCACAGAGAAGCAGCUGGAAGCCAAAAGACUGCGGCAGGAGAUCCGACAGCAGGAGAUCGACGAGCGAGAUGAGCUUAAAGCUGAAGAGAAGCGUCAAAAGGAGGCGCUCGCUAAGAAGAAGUCCGAGAUCGCAUCGGCCAGACUCAAGUAUCUGCUGUCGCAGAGUGAUAUCUUCGCUCACUUCAGUGGACAAGUGAAGAAGGGCAAGACGAAGGGCAAGAAAGGUGCAGCGCUGGAUGCUGAUGAGGACGCAGAGACUGGAGAGGAGAGUGCAGAGGACACCAAGAAGGGAAAAGGGAAGAAAAACAAGAAGCGCGACGAUGAUGAGGACGAAAUGGACUCGUCGACUCACGUGGGUGUUCGCAUCACUCAGCAGCCGUCGGUGAUUAAAUUCGGUACAAUGCGUGCCUACCAACUGGAAGGACUCAGCUGGAUGGUCAACCUCGCACACCAAGGUAUCAACGGUAUUCUUGCCGAUGAAAUGGGUCUAGGAAAGACCUUACAGACGAUCUCUGUGCUGGCCUAUUUCUACGAGUUCGAGAACAUUACAGGUCCGCACAUUGUAUUGGUGCCCAAGUCGACGCUGAGUAACUGGCUGGCAGAGUUUGAGCGCUGGUGUCCGUCUCUGCGUGCUGUCAAGUUCCACGGCAACAAGGAGGAGCGUCAGCGCUGCGUGCAGGAGGUUUUGUGCCCCGGUUUACCCGAUGACAAGCGCAAGUUCGACGUCUGUGUGACUACGUUCGAAAUGUGCCUGAAGGAAAAGACGGCGCUGUGCAAAUUUGCGUGGAGAUACCUGAUUAUUGAUGAAGCUCAUCGCAUCAAGAACGAAAGCUCCCAGUUCUCCACAGUCGUUCGUAUGCUGGACACUGAGCACCGCUUGUUGUUGACAGGCACACCUCUUCAGAACAACCUGCACGAACUGUGGGCCUUGCUGAACUUCUUGCUGCCUGAUGUGUUCGCAUCGUCGCAGGAGUUCGACGACUGGUUCAACCUGGACGUGGAUGAUGACGAAGCCAAGAAGCAGAUGAUCAGCCAAUUGCACAAGAUUUUGCGUCCGUUCAUGCUGCGUCGUCUUAAGGCUGACGUCGAGAAGAGUCUCCCACCCAAGAAGGAAACGCUGUUAUUCGUGGGCAUGUCUGAGAUGCAGAAGGCACUGUACAAGUCGCUCCUGCUGCGCGAUAUGAACACGAUCAUGGGCGGAACUGGCGGUGUUUCCAAGAGCGCACUGCAGAACAUUGUGAUGCAGCUGCGAAAGUGCUGCGGUCAUCCGUACCUGUUCGAAGGACAGGAGGAUCGAUCUCUGGAUCCGUUAGGAGAACACGUGGUUGAAAACUGCGGUAAGAUGGUGCUGUUGGACAAGUUGUUGAAGAAGCUGAAGCAACGUGGCUCGCGUGUGCUGAUAUUCACGCAGAUGACUCGCGUCUUGGAUAUUAUGGAGGACUUCUGCCGCAUGCGCUUGUAUGAUUACUGCCGCAUCGACGGUCAGACGUCGUACGAGGACCGAGAAAGCUCGAUUGACGAGUACAACAAGCCAAACUCGUCCAAGUUCCUGUUCUUAUUGUCCACUCGCGCUGGUGGUCUCGGUAUCAACUUGUACACGGCAGACGUCGUCAUUCUGUACGACUCGGACUGGAACCCUCAAGCUGAUCUACAGGCACAGGAUCGUGCGCAUCGUAUCGGCCAGAAGAAGGAGGUGAAUGUGUACCGCUUGGUGACGACAGAUUCGGUCGAGGAGAAGAUCAUUGAGCGCGCUCAGCAGAAAUUGAAACUGGACGCUAUGGUUGUGCAGCAAGGUCGUCUCCAGGAGAAGCAGAGCAAGCUCACGAAGAACGAUAUGCUCGAGAUGAUUCGGUUUGGUGCUGACCAGGUGUUCCGCACGACGGACUCGACUAUCACGGACGAGGAUAUCGACGCUAUCCUUGCAAAGGGUGAGCAACGCACAGAGGAAAUGAAACAGAAGAUGCAAGCGCACGACAAGGGCGACCUGCUGGACUUUAAGCUUGACGGUGGAGGUUGCCAGAACCACGACGGUAUCGACUACUCGAACGAGAAGGAACGUCAAGAGGAGCUGAAGCGUCUUGCUGAUGCAGAACUGGCGCGUCAGAUGGCUGAGGGCAUGGGCAAGCGAGAGCGUCGUACUGUGCUCCGUCACAGUCACGUGUCGUUGGAAGGCAAGCAUAGAACGAAGCAGAAACAGUUACCGAAGGCGUUGCGCUUGCCUCGCAUUGACGAGUGGCAGUUCUACAACCGCAAGCGACUUAUUGAACUGCACGAGAUCGAGUGUGCAAACUAUGAGCAAGCCAAGACGGAAAUGGAGAAGCCGCCGCUACCGCCUCACGCGCAGUAUCUCACAGAGGAACAAUUGCAGGAGAAGGAGCAGUUGCUGUCUGAAGGUUUCAGCGAUUGGAACAAGCCCCAGUUCUUCCUGUUCAUCAAGCUGCUUGCUCGCUAUGGUCGUAACAACAUCGAAGCUGUGGCCCGGGAAAUGAUGAAACCUCUGGAGGAGAUCGAGCGCUACUCGAAGGUUUUCCUAUCUCGUGGCCAAGACGAGCUGAGCGACUGGCCCAAAAUCCUCAAGUCUAUUGAGAAAGGAGAGUCGAAGUUGCUUGAGAUCGAGCGCUUGACGGAGGAGACGGCGCGUAAGGUGAAGCGUUACGCUAACCCGUGGGAGGAUAUGCCCAUCAAUUAUCAAGGCAAGGGCGGCAAGGUGUUCACCGAAGAGGAGGACCGAGUGCUGUUGUGUCUGGUGAACCAAUUCGGCUACGGCGCGUGGGACCGCAUCAAGCAGGAGAUCUGCAGCAUGGAGAUGUUCUCCUUCGACUAUUAUCUUCGCUCGCGUACCGCGGCUGAGAUCGGACGUCGCUGUGAUGCGCUUAUGCGCAUUUGCGAGAAGGACAACGCGGACUUGGAGAUCCGUGAGAAGAAGGAGAACGAUGUUCGUCGCGUGUUGCAGGAGCAACGUGCCAAGCUUGAUCAGCAGCUUGCUGCAGCUCGCGCGGAUGUCAAGCAGCAUCAGGCUCGCGUGGAUGAGCUUAUCAUGAAGGAGGCGAAGCGUAUGCAGCGACAGCGUGAAGCCAAGCGUGCCAAGAAGCGGAAGGAACGCGAUGAGAACGAGGAAAUGGUUGACCAGCACACAGAGGCGCUGGUGUCGUUCCUGCUGCAGGCGACGAGUAUGGACGCAGCUAAAGUCGCUCUUGACUUCUGCGCCAAGAUCCGUCACGAGAAGCAUGAAGAACUGCAGCCUUCGUACGUGCUGAAGAAGAUUCGCCAAGUGGCGGAAUUGGAUGAACUCGCCACGAAGGGUACGCUCGCGUGGACGAUCAAACCGGAGUUUGCCAACAUUGGGAAGGUGAAUUUGAAGAAGGAGAGCAAGGUACUGAAACAAGAACACAUGACUGACGUUAGUGGCGGCGCAACUCCGAUCAAGUCUGAGGACAAGAGUCGUCUGCCUCGAUCUCCGUGGUCUCCGACUGCGAUGAAACAGCAACAGAAGGUCAAGAAAGAGAAGAAAGUGAAGAAAGACGGAACGUUGAACACUGUGCGGAAGCCUCGCAGCGCGUACGUGCAGUUCAGUAUGGCCACUCGGGCGGAGGUGAAGCGAUCACUAGGCGAGAACGCGCAGAUGGUGGACAUCAUGAAGGAGCUUGUGAGGUUGUGGAAAGAGAUGACGCCCGAACAGAAGGCACCGUGGGUGGAGGCGGCCAAGCUGGACAAGUUGCGCUACGAGCGUGAGAUGAACGAGAUGGCGGCGUAAGGUUUGCAGCCCUCAGGUGCAGUACAUAUAUGCCACUAUAUACAUUUGUUUACUUGCACUUUUUUGCGUGAAAUUUUAUGGAUUGUUUGUUAGCCUUGACUGAUAAUAAUGCAAAUAAGUGGCCAACAAGUGGCAGCAUUACUAGUCUUCAGCACGAAGGUUACGGCCGUUGAAGAUGGGGGAGACGUUGUCUUCUGUGUCGGUGUAGGAUUGGGAAAUCGAGUCCAGAAGAGCUUGCAGCUUGGUGUUGAGCUCGGCGUCGACAGCAGCGUUGGCAUUGGCCUGCUCUACAAGUUGUGCGAUCGUGUCCUGGAGCGCACCGCCUGAAGGAUCGAUACGGGCGAGAGCGGCACUGAUGGAGUUGGUGAUGGACGACGUGGCUUCAGCUCUGCUCACAGCGUCCGUCCCAAUCUGGGCGAUCUGAGCGGCAGCGUCUUGGGCGACCGAGGUGUCGAGUUGUCCGGCGACCAGAGCGAGGAGCAGGGCAAUAGGCUUGAUGAAGUUCAUGACUGGGUUGCGUACAGUUGCGGUUUGUGACUCGGUGAGUAAAUUGCGGAAUGACAACAUUGACAUCGUUCUCCUUCUCUGUUGGCACAGGCUCGAGUCAAGGUGGCCACAUAUCAUGUACCCAUUUUUUUCUGCUACUCGUUGAUGCCUGGCAAAGAUAUGGUUAAGCUGUUCGAAGCGAGUGGAAUGGAUUCUCUUAGAUUAAAUCAAGCGACAACUUGCCAUCAAAUACAUGAAAUGGCUCACUUUUGCGCUUUAUGUCAAGAUAACCACGAUUUUUUUUACCUACAUCAAAAAUGA
Molecule: messenger RNA, 5127 nt
Organism: Phytophthora nicotianae INRA-310
Lineage: Eukaryota; Oomycota; Peronosporomycetes; Peronosporales; Peronosporaceae
Exons: 2
Coding region: 136-4320 (1394 amino acids)
Biological process (GO): nucleosome organization; regulation of transcription by RNA polymerase II
Cellular component (GO): chromatin; nucleus
Molecular function (GO): nucleosome binding; histone binding; ATP hydrolysis activity
Source: RefSeq, a predicted model, not a curated record